UGUUUUGAUUCUGGACGUUCUGGACACAUGGAUGGACCCACAUGCUGAAUGAUUAUGCAUAUACAUUGAAUUUGAUAUUGGUGAAUAAAUCUAGACAUCCCCUCCACCCCAUAUACGACUUGACGCUUUGAUCAUGUGGACCCACGAAAUAGAAACAGUGGAGGCCAUCCAAGGCGUCCUCAACGAGCUCGAUUGCUCGGAUAUCUGUCGUCGUUGCGUAUUGCGUUUAGCCGGGGUGAAGAAGUCCCACGAAUUCCUAAAGGUGGCCGAUCCACCCACUCCUGCCACCGAUCAGGAUCCCACGGAACCCGAGUCCAAAAAGGCCAAAUUAGCUGAGGCUCCGCUUUCCAUUCCACCCUGUUGUCGGGCGUGUCUGGGCAUCAUGCAAGACUCCAUCAUGGCCGAGGCUUUGAGUCAGAUUGGCCCUCAAUUGACCGACUGUCCUUUUGACGCUGACCACUUCACUUUGGCCGUGUCCGUGCCCACGUCCCUGGCUUUGCGCGAGCACUCGCUCAAACUGAUCUUGACGGACCGUGUCCCGGGCUUCUUCGAGGGUUGCGUGGUGCCCGUGAAACAGGCUUGGAAGUGGAUUAACGGCCCUAAAUUCGAAGCUGUCAUGGGCAAGAAGUUCGUGACGGGCGAUAGUUGCCAGUUCUUUGUCGAGUUCCAAGUCACUUUAGCCGAGGAUGAAGCCGAAAAGGCGUGUUUAGUGGACAUGUGCAAAUUGGAGUACCUUCAACGACAACACAAACAGAAAACCUAUCAUAUGGGUUUGGUCACUCGAGUGGCUCUGGAGAAAUCCUUGCAGGAUGUGAGCGAUGAGCAAUUUCGAAAGCAUUAUCCGGUCCCACCUACCCGACCCUUAUCCCGAUUUCAACCCGAUGUCAAGAUGACGCACAACAGUAUUUUCUUGGCUGGACGAUAUAAUAAAUAUUCGAGAGAACUCCCACAAACUCCGUGGCUUGUGGAUGGCGAGCGAAAAGCAGAGUCUUCGGUAGAGGAGCUCAUUAUCUCCGACAUCAAGGAGGCCUUGGUCUUUGACUCGACGAAUUUCAGCUCCUCUGGACGUGAAGAUGUGGACGUGCGAAUGUUGGGUGAUGGUCGGCCUUUCUUAUUCGAGCUCACAAAUCCCAGACAGACCAUGUUCAAGCCGGGAGAGCUAUACGAGAUACAGAAGAAGAUCAACGCCCAUUCCAAGAUUGUUCAAGUGCACGACCUUCAAUUAGUGAAAAAGGCUGAAACGAAUCGAUUGAAAGAAGGAGAGGAUCAGAAGACGAAAACGUACAAUGCCCUCUGUCGUCUUUGUCCUGGGAAAAAUUCUACUAACCUCAUGUCGAUGACGGAUAUCAAGGCCAAAUUAGAGCUCAUCAAGAACUUGGAACUGAAGCAACGCACGCCAAUCAGGGUACUUCAUCGUCGUCCUAAUGCCGUUCGUAAACGAAGUGUGUAUUUCAUGGAAGUGACCCCAUUGACCUCGGACCAAUUCAAACUGAGACUCUCGACUCAAGCUGGAACUUACGUUAAGGAAUUUGUUCAUGGAGACUUUGAUCGGACGAUCCCGAAUCUGAGCUCGAUUCUGGAGACAGAGGUGGAUAUUCUAGCUCUGGAUGUGGAGAAAAUCGACUUGGAUUGGCCGGCCAAAACUCAUCCGUCGUGAUACAUUGUGUCUCCUGUCUUCUUCUCCUUGUUGCUAACCUAACGGUUUGAACGAAAUAAAUGCGAAUUCUUUCACAUCCGGCAACAUCACA
Messenger RNA from Tigriopus californicus, 1748 nucleotides. It is a transcript of the gene Pus10, whose product is annotated as tRNA pseudouridine synthase Pus10-like. Gene Ontology annotation, molecular function: RNA binding; pseudouridine synthase activity. Gene Ontology annotation, biological process: tRNA pseudouridine synthesis. The record is from RefSeq and is a predicted model, not a curated record. The coding region runs from base 134 to 1657 and encodes 507 amino acids. Lineage: Eukaryota; Metazoa; Arthropoda; Copepoda; Harpacticoida; Harpacticidae. The transcript has 7 exons.